AUGAUAUAUAUUAGGUUUAGUUUUCAAUUGAACUUAUGCAAUCUCCAUGAUUCAGCAAAAUCUGGCAUUAGAGAACUCAGAACUACUCAGCAUGCAACACCUAAGGACACAUGUUCACCUUCUGUUGAGAGUUUGGUCGGCGACACUAAUAAGGGUUAUUCAACUCUAAAGAGAAACAUUGUUGGUGGCGGAUGGACAAAACAGCUUAUUGAUCUCUAUCCGGAUUCUACCGAAGGAUCAUCCACAAAGUGUAGGAAAUUGAAAAUGGCCAGGUUGCUGGUGUUGAUAAACCCCAUCAAAAUUAGUGCAUCCAAAGCCUACAAGAGAAAUUAUGCACAGAUUAAUGAUAAACCUAUAGGAUCACACUAUGUUUCGUACUGUUAAUGCUACUUUCAGU
Arachis duranensis is the source of this 397-nucleotide messenger RNA. RefSeq lists its product as uncharacterized. Bases 1 to 384 code for a protein of 127 amino acids. The transcript has 3 exons. The record is from RefSeq and is a predicted model, not a curated record. Lineage: Eukaryota; Viridiplantae; Streptophyta; Magnoliopsida; Fabales; Fabaceae.